GGGUAGGGUGUGCGGGUGUGCAUGUAAACAUGGGGGGAUGGAAGAAUCCUCUCCAACAGGAAACAACACAUUUGCUUCUCCUUUAAACUGGAGGCAGAGUGGCUCAGAAUCAGGAAACCAGACUCCUUUUUUAAGCAGAAGUAUGAUAUCCCAACUUGAAUUGUAAUUUUAAACAAACAGGACUGGAUCAUGGUAUCACAUUAGCACUCAAGAUCAGAUAUUACAAUCACCACCACCACUAUCCUGUGGACGUUUUUUUAAAGCAAAAUGAAAAAGAUUUGGUAUCUCUGGAUCUCCAGCAUCCUCUUGCCAUGGUCUGCGGUAUCUGGACAUCCUUGUAACAUUGAUAAAAUGGGACGUGCUGCCUGCAGUGGAAAGAGCCUUCUCCAUCCUCCCAAUUUUCUUCCCAGACACAUUACCAUCCUAGAUCUGUCUUUCAAUUCCCUGACGAUGCCCAAGCAUGGACCUUUUCUGAGAAGCUUUCCUUCCUUACAUUCCCUAAACCUUUCCAGCAACAGCAUUCCUACCCUUUCCUCCUCUCUGUUCUGCAACCUGGGUGCUCUUCGCCUUUUGGAUCUAAGCAACUGUGGCAUUUCUUAUGUGCACCGAAUGAGCUUCAGAGGUUUGAAAAGCCUUCACUCUCUACAUCUGAACAACAACAAACUUCAAUCUCUGGACCUCUCCAUUUUUCCUGCCUCUGGAAUCCUUGUCCAUCUGGAUCUGCAAAACAAUGAACUGCCCUGUGAACAUGAGCUUGUGCAAUUAAAUGUGCAAAGAAUCCACCAUAUCAAACUUCAGGGGAACCCUUCAGUGUGCAGUGAUUCCCUAACUCCUUUCCAGAAAGCAGUGCCAAAAAAAGAAGACAUAGAACUCCAGACUGAAGAAAUCAGAACUUCAGAUUAUGAGACUGUGAGCCACAGAAGAAAACUUCAGUUCCUUCAUGUUGUGGCUACGAAGAAGCCAUUACCAUUAGAAAAUGAUACAGCUAUUACCACACCUUCUACUGAAACAGCUGGGAAAAACUGGCUCUACUUUGCUGGGUUUGUGCUUUUGGCUAUCACCAUCUCUCUCUUGAUUGCAUUGAUUGCCAAAUGCAAAUUGCUCCAGAAAAAGCAUGCCAGCUAUCACCAUCAACGGUUGCCUGAUUCUCGUUCCAUUGGAAGCAGCCAUAUUGAGGAAGGAGACGUGGACAUGACGUAUGGGAGGAACCAACCAAUACGUGGAGCUUCUGAGUGCUAUCCAGAGGAUGAUGAUGGUUUCAUAGAAGAUAACUAUAUUGUGCCCAAUCAAGACUUGAAGGAGGAAGAAGAGGAUCUGGAGUUGGAACCUCGUUUCAAAGUUGGAAGACCCUUUUAGGAAGAGUUCCAUUUGUUAUGCACUCCAGUUUGUGCAUACAUUGUGCCUUUCAUUUUUAGGGUUUCCUGAUAUUCUCAUUAUAGUAGGAAAGUGAUAUUCUCAUUAUAAUAGGAAACUGAUAAUGAGCCCAAAGGCAAAUUUGACACUGGGCAAAGAGGUCAGCUGCAUGCCUGCAGUGGUUAGAGCUUAGUAUGUUUUCCUGAAUAUUAGUCAAGUGGAAGCCUGAGUUCUCUCUUAACAGACUCAACCCAUUCUCUUGCUGGUGCACAUACAUCCAUAUAGACACAUACUUGAUUCAUUCUUUUGUACUUGUUUUUCUUGUAUACAUCCAUCAACUACAAUUGUUUUUUAGAGCUUACAUUAAAACUGAUAAGAGAU
Molecule: messenger RNA, 1734 nt
Organism: Protobothrops mucrosquamatus (brown spotted pit viper)
Lineage: Eukaryota; Metazoa; Chordata; Lepidosauria; Squamata; Viperidae
Gene: CUNH1orf210
Product: chromosome unknown C1orf210 homolog
Exons: 6
Coding region: 268-1356 (362 amino acids)
Molecular function (GO): protein binding
Source: RefSeq, a predicted model, not a curated record